Molecule: messenger RNA, 1506 nt
Organism: Octodon degus (degu)
Lineage: Eukaryota; Metazoa; Chordata; Mammalia; Rodentia; Octodontidae
Product: sulfotransferase 1C2
Exons: 6
Coding region: 537-1310 (257 amino acids)
Biological process (GO): sulfation
Cellular component (GO): cytoplasm
Molecular function (GO): sulfotransferase activity
Source: RefSeq, a predicted model, not a curated record
ACAUCCUCCUUUGUCCUGGGUCUGGCAGACACGCAGUGUCCCACAGGCAUGAGAGGCCAGCCAACCCCACAGUGAAAACAGGAAAGGGCCUGGCCCUCCACGGGGUACAGGAGUCCCUGGGUUACAGAGCAAGAGCGCUGGUCACCCACAAGCCCUCACUGCACACCAGCGAGGUGUGGUUGACAGGCUGCUUCCAAGCAAAGCUUCCUGCUGCACAGUGAAAAUCAAAUGCCAUUUUAUUGGCGGCUCCUAUUUCCAGGCUUUAGCAGUUCCCUCCCUCACUUGGCCAGGCUUCCUGAUCUUCAGAUAGAGCGGUCUUGCACCAUGAGUCAGGGCCCAAGUCCACAUGCACCCCGACACCCUGGAUCCCCACAGACCCAGGGCAUGGUUCCAGCCUCUGUGCACGCCAGUGCAGCUCACUGAGUCACUGCCCAGCCCAGCCGCUGACGAGUCCUAUGACACAGCAUGGGCUGCUUCUUCAGGGCACCAUGAUGCGUAGAAAAAGCAUCGAGCAAGGGUUCUGAAGGAGAGCAGAAAUGACUGCGUUUCUGGGGGUGGGAGGAGGCUCACACAGAGCUCGGCACAUGGCUUUGCUCAGGCAGCCAGGGCGCAGUGGGUCUGCGCUCCAGGCCGGGGCUGCCCCUGCCGAGCUGCUGCUGGGCCAUCCGCAGUCCAUCCUGCACACUGAAGCAGACAGUGUGGACAGAGCCAAUGCCAUGCCCUCCCCACGGACGCUGAGGACACACCUGUCCACAGCACUGCUGCCGCCUUCUUUCUGGGAAAAGCGCUGCAAGUUCCUUUAUGUAGCUCGGAAUGCCAAGGACUGCAUGGUUUCCUACUACCAUUUCCAAAGGAUGAACAAAACACUCCCUGACCCCGGCACCUGGGAAGAAUACUUUGAAAGCUUCGUCAAUGGGAAAGUGGCCUGGGGCUCCUGGUUUGACCAUGUGAAAGGAUGGUGGAACACGAGGGACAGACACCAGGUGCUCUUCCUCUUCUACGAGGACAUAAAGAGGGACCCAAAGCAGGAAAUUCGGAAAGUGAUGCAGUUCAUGGGAAAGAGCUUGGGAGAAGCAGUGCUGGACAAAAUUGUCCGGGAGACAUCCUUCGAGAAAAUGAAAGCGAAUCCCAUGAUAAAUCGCUCCACGGUUUCCAAAUCUAUCAUGGACCAAUCCAUUUCCACCUUCAUGAGAAAAGGAACUGUGGGGGACUGGAAAAACCACUUCACGGUGGCCCAGAAUGAGAGGUUUGAGGACAUCUACAGGGAGAAGAUGGCAGGCUCCUCCAUCCACUUCUGCCUGGAGCUCUAAGCAGGCCACAAAGGAGCGCCUUGGCUGGAAACAGCUCUGAGAGUGUGUGGCACACGCAGGUGAGCCUGGUGCCAUGCCUCUGAGAUGGCAACUGGUGUGUCUCGGCUUCCUUCAGAAGGACCCUGUCAAAUGCUGGUUCCUCCGCCAUCCUUCCACAGUAAGAAACAAGACCACUUAAUAAACCCAGUCAAAUAUA